CCACUGGCUGGUCUCGUCCUCGUCAAGUGAAGCAGCGCUGCAGGAGGCAGCAGUAGCUUGUAGUUUUAGUUUGGCUUCGUUGGUGUAGGUUCACCCUGUCAGGUCAGGUCGUAGGCUACCACACGGUGAGCUCCAGAGGAACUGCUGAGCGGGAGAGAGACAUGGAAGAGACGGGCGGUGCUAGUGCGUACGGGGCUUCGCUCGCGGGAGGAGGCUUCGACUUCUUCAAGUUUAUCCGACAACCGCAAACUAUCGUGCGGCUACUUAGCUGGAUAUUUGCCAUGGUGGUGUUUGCCUGCAUCACAACAGAGGGAUACGUCAACACUCCCCACAGUGCCGAGGCAAAGUGCAUCUUCAACCAGAAUGACUCGGCGUGUCAGUAUGCGGUUGGCAUUGGGGUGAUCGCCUUCUUGGCCUGUGUGGCCUUUCUGGUGUUGGAUGUUUACUUUCCUUUCAUGAGCAAUGCACAGGAAAGGAAGUAUGCUGUCAUGGCUGACCUGGGAUUCUCAGGGGCGUGGACCUUCCUGUGGUUUGUGUGUUUCUGCCUGUUGGCCAGUCAGUGGGGUCGCACUCAUGACGUCAGGGGUAUCCCUCAGGACGCUGCACGUGCCACCGUGGCCUUCUCAUUCUUCUCCAUCGCCACCUGGGGAAUCCUAGCCUACUAUGCUCUGGGUCGUUUCCGCCGUGGUGUAAAUGAAGUUACCAUCCCAACCUACACAGAGCCACCCCCGGAUCACCACACCGCCUACCCUCCAACCUACGCCCCAACCUCCUACAACCCCACUACCUACACCCCUACCACUUACACAGCCUAUCCCAGCAAUGUGCCCGACGUGCAACAGCCUCCCUUCAUCUCGAACCCCAAGCCACAAGGAGACUACCAGCCGCCCAACUACUGAGACAAAGGGAGCUCACAUGGUCGAGGUUGUGUCCCUGGUCUUCUGCUGAUAGAGUGAUUGGAGUUGCACUGCACAGACACAGAGCUAUAUCAUAUUGAUGUGGUUUUACAUUUGAUUCAACCCACUUUUUCAAGAGAACCUGAGCAGUGCAACUGCAAGUUAGAGAGGAGGGACACCGUGGUUUACUUCAAAGGGUCUAUGGUCAGAUCAUAAGACAUCAGGCUGAGUGUUGAAAUUAGUGCUGAUGAUGGGUAAUCUGACCUUAGACCUCUGUGCAAAGAUGCAACUUUUACCUCAAAUGGGCUGAUCCUGAAGGGGAGAGGUAGAUAGAAUGUACCCAGGAGGAGGUCAAAGGUCACAUAAAGUGAGAUUAUGAAGCUCCAGUCAGAGUGGAAGAAGACAGCACUGAAUGUGUUUAUCUUUACUCUGUUGGAACCUGAGAAUGUGCAUUUGUACAUAGAUUUCACGAUGCAAAGCUGCCAUUUAAUGGUUGUACGUGCCUGAUUUCUUUCCUUAUUUUUCCCCUUCAGUGCAGUUAUCUUGAGGACCUCUAAACAGUUUAGUAUGUAUUAAAUUAAAUAUUAUUUGGGAGUAGAGUCCAGUGGGAAAAGACCACUCUGAAGCCAAAUAUCCCUCUGUGAUUGAGUUAUAUUUUGUGAAAUGUGGGCCCUGUAGAGAUUAUGCAGUUAGGUUGUUAGCCAUAUAACCAUAAAAUUACCUUUGAAAAAAAGUUUUCUGGGUUUAAGCAACAGUGAAAAAGCUCCUAUGUUCACCAUCUCACCUAACAAUGUUUUUAAGACAACUUUAACACCUACUUCACAAACUUCAAAACCUAUAGUUGAUGAUGAAAAGAAAAACCGUAAAGACCAUUUCCUUAAUUCUGACCAUGGCAAAUGUAACAGACUUGUGUUGGUAAUAAUUGGUUAGAUGUGCCAAACUGUAGAUAUUUAUUGCAUAUUCAUAAUCAGUGUUGCCCUUUAAACUUGUAGCCAACAUUCAGAGGGAGGGGAACGUAGUUAACUAUGCACUUAUUGAACAGGUUUACCCACUGAGCGUGCCCUCGUAACUUAUUAACUACCAGUGACAAUGCUUCUUCUUCAGUCUGUGAUCAGAGGCCUCACACUUCCUCCGUGGUAUUAGAGACAUUUAGUUUUCAUAACACUGAUGCUUAUCUCCUGUUUACAGGCUUCUUACUCUGAAUUGUAGAGGGCAGACUGCAGCCUGUAUGUCUUUACAAAUGACAUAUUAACACCUCAGCCUGCGAUGGUGAGAAUCAAACACCUGUCCUUAGAAAAGCAACUGGUUUACUUUGUUGCUUUGUGACUGACAGUAAUUUGUUUGUCAGUUUAACACCUCAGCUGCCUUGUGGCUGUUUUUCCCAGCUAAAGUGAGUCAAAGGUUGGCCUGAGAUCAGUUUUCUAUUGUCCCUAGGUUGUUGCGGGUGUGUCGGCUGACUGUAGAUCUGUGAAUGACGCACCAGAAAUUGGAUGUUGUUAUAUUUAUUGAACAUGCUGUUAACGGUACUACAUCAGAGACAUUUGUAAUAGUGAAAAAUCAUUCUCAAAUAUAUUGUUUGACCUAUAGAGGCAUAACUUACUCAACCCACAUAUCUGAAGAACACUGCUGAUGAUUUGUCAUUUGUGCCUUAAGGAGGGAAACUGAACAUGAAGGAUUUUGGAGGAAAGUGAAUGAGAGUGAAAUGAUGCCAUGAUUAAAUACUGAUGAUAUGUUAAGGUUAAGCAGUUGUGUAUCACAGCUGUCCUCACUUCUGCGCUUGAGUGACUUUUGCUCAUUUUCAUGCUCUGGAAAAUCAGUUCAAUCUGUUCUUCAAUGAACACUUGAAGCCAGUGUGUUCAUGUGACAACAAAGACUACAGUUUCUCAUAAUUACCCAGCUUUAGUAACUCAACUGGUAGUGAAUUUCUAAAAUUGUGCCUUUAGACUUACUGUCUCCAGCUUCUCCUACACAGUAUUGCAAUAGUAGCGUGAGGCUAAAAUUCGACAUGUAAUGUUGAUUUAAUGUAAAUUUGAAGUAAAAAGUAACCCACAUUCAAAUUAGCGUUUAGUAUUGCAAAGUUAAUUAUCUUGAUAUUUGAUUAGAUUCAACUAUAUUUCAGGGUUCAUGUUUUAGAUGAAACUAAAAUGAUUUUUGUUAAAUCAUUUGUGAUUUGUGAUGCCUUCUUCAAAUGUUUUAUAAAAACUGGCACAUGAAACUA
Seriola dumerili (greater amberjack) is the source of this 3114-nucleotide messenger RNA. RefSeq names its product synaptogyrin-2-like (gene syngr2b). The record is from RefSeq and is a predicted model, not a curated record. Gene Ontology annotation, cellular component: neuromuscular junction; synaptic vesicle membrane. Bases 162 to 899 code for a protein of 245 amino acids. The transcript has 4 exons. NCBI's taxonomy places the organism in Eukaryota, Metazoa, Chordata, Actinopteri, Carangiformes, Carangidae.